This is a messenger RNA of Patiria miniata (bat star), 1375 nucleotides long. RefSeq names its product E3 ubiquitin-protein ligase TRIM56-like. Lineage: Eukaryota; Metazoa; Echinodermata; Asteroidea; Valvatida; Asterinidae. The record is from RefSeq and is a predicted model, not a curated record. Gene Ontology annotation, biological process: positive regulation of DNA-templated transcription. The transcript is spliced from 2 exons. Gene Ontology annotation, molecular function: zinc ion binding; ubiquitin-protein transferase activity. Gene Ontology annotation, cellular component: nucleoplasm; chromatin. Bases 209 to 1375 code for a protein of 388 amino acids.
UAUCUCGAAAACACAUUUUCUUCAAAAUCCACAUGUGGCUCGAUCUUCGUGAACACGGUGAUGAAUUGAUACCCAUGAACUGAGGAAACAAAACAUGCUGACAAUGUCUGAGAUGAUUAAUAUAAUCAUUUUAUAUAUUGAAGUCAACCUUUGACACUCUUAUUCAUUCUUAGGCUAAAAACAAAACUUGAUUCUUCAAAAAGUCAAGAUGGCAUCUAGUGUUACAGCUCAAUCAGUGUUGGAGAAGAUUAGUGUGGAUCAUCUGGAAUGCUCCAUCUGCACCAACCGUUUCAGGCAGCCCAAACUGCUGGACUGUUUGCAUAGUUUUUGCCUGCAAUGCCUCCAAAAGCUCAGACAGAGCCAAGAUCCUAGUGGUACAAAGCUGACAUGUCCUCUAUGCAGACGUGAAACCAUGUUGAAAGGGUCUGGGGUUGCUGAUCUCCCUAAUAACUUUGCAUUCAGUGCUCUGGUGGAGGAAGUUACAAUGCAGGAAAAGCUACUGGAAGGUCAAGGGUCAGAGAUCAAAUGUCAAAACUGUAAAGAGGAGAAUCAGGCCAUUUCAAGAUGCAUGGAUUGCGAUCAUUUCCUCUGUCAAGAAUGCCAAAAGGCUCAUGAACGUAUGACUGUCAUCAAUUCCCACAAAAUCUGUACACUGGCUCAACUUCAAUCAGGAGAGAUUGUCUACAAGAGUAAAAUCAGAGAAGAAGUUCCCAAAUGUGGCAAGCAUCCAGAUCAGAAUCUCAAUGUCUAUUGUAAUACAUGUGAGCAAGUCAUAUGUCUCAUGUGUACUGUUCUAUAUCAUGAAAAACCAAAUCACUCUUGUGUUGGCUUACCUGAGGCUUUUGAGAAAAGUAAGAAAAAGGUAGAAAAACUUGUUGCAAAAGUUGGUCAAAGCAAAACAGAACUGAACACCACCAUAGAGAAGACUUGCAUAUCUCGCAAGAAACUUGACACCAUGUUUGCAAACACCAAAAAGAAAAUCUCAACAAAAGCUGACCAAGAGGUUGCCAAGAUCCGACAGGAGGAGCAGAAACUGUUAAAAGAGACUGACAGGAUUUACCAAGAGAGAAUCACAACAUUUAAAGCUGCUCAAGCUACAAAUAGCAAAGAGGUGACACAGACGGAGCACAAGCUGGAGGAGGUGAAACAACUCAUGAAUCAAGCAAGUUGCUAUGAGAUUCUUGAACUUCAACAGAAGCUCUUGCAUAACCUCAGUGAAUUGACAGGAAAACAGCCAGAGCAAGUUCCUGACAAGUUGACCUUCAUGGAUUUUGAAGAAGGUGAGAGGUCACUUGGGAGACUCACUCUGGAGGAAGAACCAAAGGUUAAAGGUCCAUCCCAUCGCACCAAGCCCAACAGUGAAGAUGGCAUCUAA